Molecule: messenger RNA, 3209 nt
Organism: Vitrella brassicaformis
Lineage: Eukaryota; Vitrellaceae
Source: the annotation of a GenBank genome assembly
CUCCCUUGCUCACUCCUUGCUGCCGCAGCUAGCUACAAUGCUGGAGCGAAUUGGCCACCUACCUACGCGUGGCAGAAACCACCUGUCUUCGUCCAUGUAUGUCGUCGGAAAAGUAACACGUUCGGUAUGCGCGGUUCACCAUGCGCUCCCCGUCCCUGUGCUGCCCGCAUUUGUGCGUCGCCUUCUCUACCAGGCCGCAACGGCACAAAUCUGAGCGUGGGAUCACUCACAUCUGUGAUGUUGCUGGCUCGUCCAAGAGGCAAUGCUCGACGCGAGGUUACACAGGGAGGUCAGAGGGAUUGGCUACAUGCCGCUUCGUCUCGUCUUCUCUGUCUGUCUGUCUACUUAUCUGUCUUGAUCAAAGGCCAGCCACUUGGCCGACAGACGGGCUUUGUCUAUCGGCUCUGCUCUGAUCUGCUCUUCUCUCGCUUUAUACGCGCACAACACCUCACAUCAACAUCACCAUCACAAGCGGACCGCUCUUAAUUAGCACGUACACAACACGCCCACACAUAGACGACAUAGAGGCAUGACACACACAGCCAUGCACAGCCAGACAGACAGACAGGUCUGUACGCUCUUCCUUCACUCUUCACUCUUCCUGAAAACACACACUGAAAAGACUGAUAGGCGAAAAAGCUGACUCACUCAGCCAUCCAUCCAUCCACCCGACCGACGCUAAGCAGAGAGGCCUCCCCUCACCCCUCAUGUCAUUGUCCGUCUGUCUGUCUGUCACGAGCCAGCUGUUCAGUUGGUCCGUCAGUAUGGAAUACCAUCGGGGCGACCAUCAGUAGGUGGGGUGGCUCAGAGCUCGUCGUGGACGACGGGCUUGCUGGCCUUCUCCUUGACCCACUUGAGCAGACCCUCAGUCGUCCUGUGGUGAUAACGGGCGGACAUAUAAGAGUGUGGGUAGAAAUGGGGUCACUUGGCUGUCUGUGGCGUGCGAGCAUCCUUACCUCGCCCCGUUAUAUUUCGAUGGGCCCUUGGCGCCGGCAGGGAUCCAGAAGAUAGUCGGGAAACUGACAAUCACACACACACACACACACACAUGCGCACACACACGUGCUUACGACUCAUGGGUGGUGGGCGCCUCUCCCACCGCAGCAUAGCAUAGCCUUCAUUACUUACUUACCCGCUCCAGUCAAAUCCCUCGACAGGUGACUCGUUGGCUGUGCCGUCCAUCUUGGCGACAACGAUGUGGUCGAUGGACGCCUUCUGGAGCUUCUCGGCGAACUCCUUGUAGACAGGCUCCAGCUUCUUGCAGUGGCCGCACCACGGCGCGUACACCUCAAGCAUCACAUCCUUGUCGUCACGCAGCACUGACACACACACAUACACACACACACACACACACACAGAGAGAGAGAGAGAGAGAGAGACGUGUAUGGAUGCUGGCGUGUGUUGUGUGUUGUGUGUUGCCAAUGGAUGGAUGGAUGCGUGUACCCAUUUCCUCGAAGUUUUUGGCGACGACGACCUUGACAGCCUCGUCGUUUUUCUCGGGGAUGGCCUCGCUCUUGAUGGCCUUCUCCACCUUGCCCGCACUGACGUCCUCCAGGAAGGACACGAGCUUCUCAGCCUCGAUGGCCAGCUCAGUGGGGUACACGUAGCGGCCCGACUUCUUCUGCACGACUACGGCCGGGAACUCGCUCACGCCGAGCGCAUCUGCACACACACACACACACAGAGGGAGGGGGUGAGCCUGUGUGUUGGUGGUGGGGUAGGGUGGUGUGGUGGGUGGUGGGUGGUCUGUGUGUGUUGGUCCCUCCCCCUCACUCACUCUCUGCGUGGCUGCCGAAUUCCUCCGUGUUGAGGUGGACCAUGGAGUAGCUCUGUCUGAACUUGGAUGCGGCGGACCGCAUGGCGUCGCCGUGCUUCUUGGCGUCGUCGGGCGACAUGCACGCCCACACCAGGUCUUGCGAACGAGACACGUACUUGCUGUAGUUCUGAUAUACAUAUGGAUGAGAUGACCACACAGUCAGUCAGACCACACGCAGACUGGCGUGUGUGUGUGUGUGUGUGUGUGUGUGACCUCUCCGCUGAUGGCGCCGAAGAGUGGGAAGGACUCGUCCUUGACGAAAGCCUCGAUCUCAUCGGCAGACUGGCGACACACAUGACAUGGACACAGGUCAGGUGGUGGAGACGACACAUACACGUGACACGUGACAUGGACACAGAGGUGUGUGUGUGUGUGUGGGAGCUGCUCCUCUCCUCUCACCUUGCCGGUGCAGGUGGUGGGGUCCUCGUCGGUCCUGUAGGCAAUCACCUCAUCCUUCGCGUCACCGCUCACCACAGCAAUGAACUGACACACACACACACACAGAGAGAGAUGACCACCACAGCCACUCUCCCUUCCUCCGUAUGUAUCUCCCUCACUCACCAAUGCGAGGUCCCUGUUCUUGUCUGCGACUUUUUCGUAUGUCUUGAAGAGUUCUGCCUCCUGGUCCUUGACGAACGCCACCAUGAGGAUGUCCUUAUCCUUCUUGAGCUUCUCGAGCUCCUCACCCGUCACCACACGCACCGCAGGUCCCGUGCGCUUCUCAAUCCACUCUAUGAUCGUCGGCUCCUGCCAGCCAGCCAGACACAGACAAAACAACGAGACACACGCACACACAGACACAGACACAGACACAGACAGACAGAGAUGGAGACACACACACACACACACACACACAGACGUGCAAAGCUCGUCUCGCUCGUCGCCCACAGGCUGGCUCACUGACUGACCGUCCUGCCUCCGUCGUAUUCCUCGGCUUGUCCGUUUCUGAAGAACUUGAUGGUGGGGUAUCCCCUGACCUCGUACUUCUCCGCCAGCUCCUUCUCCUGCGUGGCGUCCACCUUGGCCAGAGGCGGACCGCCGCUCUCCUUGAGCUUCUUGGCGGCCUUCUCGUACUCGGGAGCCAAACGCUUGCAGUGACCGCACCACGGCGCGUAAAACUCUGAGGACCGUCAGUCACACCACACGUCACACAUCAACCACACAGAGAGAGAGAGAUGUGCGCAAGAUCUGGUGAGGCAGCGUCAGGGUGCGUGUGUGUGUGUGUGUGUGGUUACCGACGAGGCUGAGAGGGUUCUGCUCGAUGAAGGAGGUGAAGUUGUCGGUGCCGAGCGUCACGACGGCCUCCUCAUCCUCCGCACGCACGACGGCGGGUGCCGCGAGACAGAUGGCGAGCACACUGAUGACAAGCUUCAUGGCGGCAAGAUGAGAAGAG